CUAGCAACCAACUCGAUCACGACGCGUACGUUUAUCGGCAAAUGUUCGAACGAAGUCGACUAAAAAUCGCCGAACAAGAAAUAAGUUCGAAAUUGGAUCCUGAAUUAACUUGCAACGUUAUCAGAGUUAUAUUUGACAUUAUCAGGAAGUAGAAUGAUACGUAAUUAGUUUCAACCAUGAGUUCAAGAGAUUCCCUGAGAAGCAGGGAUGGCGGGAGGCCUUUCUCUGCAAACAGAACACAGUUACCCCCAAUCCAGACAGACAAUAAGCCAAAGUACCCGGAGAUAAAGCAGAGGGGUUACUACUCAGAUGUCAUCAGUGGUGAUGGACCCAAGAGAGUUGGGAAUGUUCUUAGCGGGGCUCCAACACAACAAGAUGUCUUGUGGAACGUUGCCAAAGAUCAGCACACCCCAAAGGUUACACACUUUUCAGGUCCUCAAGCACAAGAAGAGUACUCUAAGGAGAUGGAGAAGCAAGUAUAUGGACCGACAAGUGAAAUCCUAGCAAAAUCUGAUUUCCCAGAGGCGUCAUUCAAGCCUAAAGUGCAGCUACCGUACUUCGUGCCACCAGGCCGCUGCCCCCGCAAGAUAGAGAUCGAGCGACGGAAGCGGGACUACCAGAGCCAGGACCUGGAACAGCUCCUGGAGCAGGUCGGGGCCGAGACCAGCGAGCUCAUGCCCAAGCAGAUCCAGGGCAACCUGGCUGUGAAGCUCAAUGGGGCCGGGGGCUCUAAUCCAGCCCCUUUCCCACCCUUCCUGCCCCUAGAUAUCUUCACCGAUAUGGAGUUUGACUGUCGAACCCCAGAGGAGUGGCUGCAUCUAGGACAGGAGAACGGCUGCAGGAAACCAAUACCAGGGAGAGCCCUCCUUCCUGCCUGGGACUCGCCAGAGGAAUUGGACCCCAAAGAUCCCAGCAUUGAGUAUGAAUGGUUUGAUGUGGGUAUGCUGACCUUUGACCCUGAGACUGAACACUACCUGGUCCAGAAGACUGAUCUCAACGGCCGUAUCCUGGAUAAAGCCGGCAAAGUGGUCGUUGAUGGCGGCAACAAUGGCAAAGUCCUAUCUCCUGGUCAGUAUUGGGUCCCAAGAAUCCGCCUGAUGUUUGCUGCUGAGGACCCAACAAGCUUUGCCAUGGCAGUGGGCAAGGCAUUUCAUGUCAGACAACAUACAGAAGCACUGCUCAGGUACAACCUCUAUGUUGACUGCAUGCCCAUGGAAGGUGUAGGUGAGCUGGACCCUGAGAGUCUCAGACGUAUGGUAGAGUGGGCCACAGGUGCCCCAUCACUUGUAAGCCUUGAUGACUACGUACACACCCUGGAGAAAGAGGUCAACAUUGAGUUCUGCAGAACGAUGAAUAGGAUCACCUUCGAUAGGAUCGUCUCCAAAAGUCCAGACACAUAUGCUUUCGUCACAUUACCUGAACUUGUUACUCCAGAAAUUCCGGAGACAGGUAUGUGCCCUGAUGUCCCGUCCUACCCGUUCGAUGAGCAGUACGACAACUUUGCCUUCAACUCGUUGCUCACCCGGGAGGAGGCUAUCUUUGCCGUCAACAAGGUGCGAGCGGAAUGCAACAAGGUGUCGGCCAUGUCUCUCUUCCACGUCCCAAUGACCAAGUACAUGAGAUUGGAGGAGUUUGAGCAGACCCAGAGUCAACAGAGCUCUCAGGUGCAACUGUUCCUGAAGGACACCUGGAUCACCACACUGCGUGCUGCCAUCAGGACCAGUCUACGUGAUGUGGGGAAAGGAUGGUUCAACCUUCAUGAGUCCAACUGGGAGGUCUACCAACGAUCCAAACUCAAGAAGUUCAUGGAGAUGGUCAAGUUCUGCAUGCAGGAUUCUCUGAGGUACCUGGUUCAAGACUCUCUGGUGAACUUCACCCAGAUGAUCAUCGAUUCAUCCUUCUCUGUCAUGGAGCUACCUGAAGAGGAGAUGACCUGGGGUGAUGACCUCAUCAACAGUCCAUACAAGCCUAAGAGAAAUAGCUUGUUCCUAGUUGACCUGAUUCUGGACAAAGAGGGCAGUCAUUUCAGUACGAACCUGACCAACUUUGAGCCGUCUAUGGCUGGACUGUUUGACAAAGGCAUAGGAGCCACCCAGAACGUUCCCCAGCUUGAAAAGUAUGUCCUAGAGGACAUCUCCUGGGCGGACACUCCUCUGUUGGAGUCCGUUGGUGAGCAUGAGCCACGUGUAGAGGAGCUGAGAGACACUAUCCGAGCUGCCAUCCGCAAGUCCCUCUUUCCCCUCAGGGCAUACGCUAGAGCGUAUGAGCAGUUCCUGGAGGUCAACAACCUGGAACUCAGUGACUACAUGAAGGAGUACGAUGCUACGGAACACUCUGCUUCCGAGGUCAAGAAGGAGAUUGAGAUGCACCUGGAUCGCAAGGAGUUCCUGGAGAACACCAUCCCUUCCAACAUCAUGAUUGGACCCUUCUUCAUCAGCACGGAGAACGUCAGACAGGCACUGUCCAAGAAGCGCAAGGCCAUGGCUAACGCUCUACUGGAACUCCUGGCCCAGAAACUGCGUACCCAAGCUGAAGAUGCAUGUGAAGAAUUCAAGUAUAUCUCCAGGAAGCUGUACGAGAAACCCAACUGCAUUGAGGACCUGUCAGAGCAGAAGGAGUGGAUGAAGUCAAUCCCAGAGAAACUCAAGGAGCACCAGGAACUCAUUGAUAAGGCCAUGACGGACUAUGAGCUCAUCGAAGAGUUCUACUACAGUCUCACCACCGAUGACUUCAAUCUCAAAUGGAAUGCCAGAGGCUGGCCUCAUAAGAUUGCUGAACAGAUGGAUAAUACGUAUGUCCAGCUGGAUGAGGACCAGGAACGGUUUGAGAAGAUCCAGGUCACAGACCAAAACACAUUCCAGGAUCGUCUUGAUGGUCUCCAGAUGGUCGUGGCUGGAUUCGCAGCCCACACUGACAUCGGCAAGGCCCAUGAGGUGGCCAAUGAGGUGCGUCGGGUGAACAAGCAGCUCAAGGAAUGCCAACAACUUGCUGCAAUGUACAACAACAGAGAACGUCUGUUUGAGAUGCCCGUCACCAAUUAUGACAAGCUGAACAGGCUUGUUCGUGACUUUGACCCCUUCAAAAACCUCUGGAUCACCAUCUCCGACUGGCUCAAGUGGCACGAGAGCUGGAUGACCGAUCCUCUGACCACCAUCGACUCCGAGCAGUGUGACAAGCAGGUCAAUGAUUCCUUCAUGACCAUCCACAAGUGUGUCAAGAUCUUCAAAGACAUUCCAGGUGUGCAGAUGGUAGCACAGAAGAUCAAGGGAUGGAUCGAAGACUUCAAGCCCUUCAUUCCUCUCAUCCAAGGCCUACGUAACCCUGGAAUGAGGAGCCGUCAUUGGGACAUCCUGUCCAAAGAGCUGGGCUUCACCCUGGUCCCGAAGGCCUCUCUCACCUUCAGCAAGUGCUUGGAGAUGAACCUUGAGGCUCACAUUGAUAAGAUCGCCAAGGUGGCAGAGAUUGCUGGCAAGGAAUACUCCAUUGAACAGGCUCUGGAUAAGAUGGAAGGCGAAUGGAAGCCGGUGGUGUUUGAGAUCAUGCCAUACAAGGACACAGGAACGUUCAUCAUGAAGGGAUCCGAUGAAUGCACCCAGCUGCUGGAUGAUCAUAUCGUCAUGACCCAGAGCAUGUCCUUCUCACCCUUCAAGAAACCCUUUGAAGAGAGGAUCAAUACAUGGGAAGGAAAACUCAGGAUGACACAGGAUGUUUUGGAUGAAUGGCUUCUCUGCCAGCGCUCCUGGCUUUACCUGGAGCCCAUCUUCAGCUCGGAUGAUAUCAACAGACAGCUUCCUGUGGAGGGCAAGCGAUACCAGACCAUGGAUCGUAUGUGGAGGCGUAUCAUGAAGAACGCAAAAGAAAAUCCUCAGGUCAUCUCCCUGUGUCCUGAUGCCAGGCUCCUGGACAACCUGAAGGAGUGCAACAAGCUCCUUGACCAGGUCCAGAAGGGUCUCAGUGAGUACCUGGAGACCAAGAGGGCCUCCUUUCCCAGGUUCUACUUCCUGUCCGAUGAUGAGCUGCUUGAGAUCCUCUCCCAGACCAAAGAUCCCACGGCUGUCCAGCCCCAUCUCAGGAAAUGCUUUGAGAACAUCGCCAGGCUGCGGUUUGAAGAUGAUCUUAAGAUUACCCAGAUGUUCUCCAGUGACGGUGAGAUGGUGCCUUUCGAACAGACCCUCUAUCCAAAGGGUAACGUGGAGGAUUGGCUCCUGGAGGUGGAAAGGGUCAUGAGAGAGAGUCUCAGAGAGAUCUUGGGCAAAUCGCUGGAGCAGUAUCCAACGGUGGAGAGGACAGAUUGGGUGUUGAACUGGCCUGGUCAGGUGGUCAUCGCUGGCUGUCAGACGUUCUGGACGACCAUGGUAGAAGAGGCGCUAGAGAACAAAGUCUUGCCCGACCUCUCAGAAAAACUGUACCAACAGAUUGCUGACCUUGUAGCCUUGGUUCGAGGUCCACUUCAGAAGAUCCAAAGAGCGGUCUUGUCCGCUCUCAUUGUUAUAGAGGUUCACGCCAGGGACGUCAUCGCCAAAAUGGUGGAAGAAAAAGUCCAGAACAGCAACGACUUUGAAUGGAUCAGUCAACUCAGGUACUACUGGGUGGACAAUGGCCUGUUUGUACGAGCGGUGAAUGCUGAGUUCUCCUACGGCUAUGAGUAUCUUGGUAACAGUGGACGUCUUGUCAUCACGCCCCUGACCGAUCGGUGCUACCUGACCCUGACCGGAGCUCUUCAUCUCUACUUUGGUGGUGCUCCGGCCGGUCCAGCCGGUACCGGCAAGACUGAGACUACCAAGGAUCUUGGUAAGGCCUUAGCCAUCCAGACUGUGGUGUUCAACUGCUCUGACCAGCUGGACUUUAUGGCCAUGGGCAAGUUCCUCAAGGGAUUGGCUAGCUCUGGUGCAUGGGCCUGCUUUGAUGAGUUCAACAGAAUUGACAUUGAGGUGUUGUCAGUGGUGGGUCAACAGAUCGCCACUAUACAGAAAGCUCAGCAACAGAGGGUUGAUCGCUUUGUAUUUGAGGGAGCAGAGAUUGCUCUGAAGGCAUCGUGUGCUGUGUUUAUCACCAUGAACCCUGGCUAUGCUGGUAGGACAGAACUCCCUGAUAACCUCAAGGCUUUGUUCCGCCCAGUGGCCAUGAUGGUGCCCGACUAUGCUAUGAUUGCUGAGAUCUCCCUAUACUCGUUUGGUUUCAACGAGGCCAAGGUGCUCUCCAAGAAGAUCACCAGUACCUUCAAACUCUCCUCAGAACAGCUCAGCUCACAGGAUCAUUAUGAUUUUGGUAUGCGUGCUGUCAAGACUGUCAUUUCAGCUGCUGGCAAUCUGAAGAGAGAGAACCCCACUAUGGCUGAGGAUCUUAUCGUUCUGAGAGCUAUCCGUGAUGUGAACGUGCCCAAGUUCCUCCAGGAUGAUCUCAAGCUCUUCAACGGUAUCGUCUCCGAUCUCUUCCCCAAAAUCAAGGAGGAGCCCAUAGACUAUGGUGAGUUAGAUGCAUCCAUUCGUAAGCACUGCUCCAAGCUUAGUCUUAAGGACGUGGACGGCUUUGUCACAAAGUGCAUUCAACUCUACGAAACCACCGUGGUACGUCAUGGUCUCAUGAUUGUUGGACCUGCUGGCUCAGGAAAAACCAUGUGCUAUGAGGUGUUACGGCGAGCUCUGACCUUCUUGAAAGGCAAGGAAGCGGUAGGAGGAGGUAACUACGAGACGGUCACCACCUACAUCGUCAACCCCAAGUCUAUUACCAUGGGGCAGCUCUAUGGAGAGUUUGAUCCUCUCACCCAUGAAUGGACUGACGGCAUCCUGUCAUCCCUGAUCCGAAUCGGCUCCUCGUCGAUGGACGAAGAUGCUCGUUGGUAUAUCUUUGACGGACCUGUGGAUGCUGUCUGGAUUGAGAACAUGAAUACUGUCUUGGACGACAACAAGAAACUCUGUCUCAGCAGUGGAGAAAUCAUCAAACUCACUGAUUUCCAGCGUAUGAUCUUCGAGGUAGCCGAUCUGGCUGUUGCCUCUCCCGCUACCGUAAGCCGCUGUGGUAUGGUCUACCUGGAGCCCAGUAUCCUGGGCCUGAAUCCGUUCGUUGAAUGCUGGCUCAAGAAGCUUCCUGAUGCCAUCUACCCUCACAAAGAUCAGAUGCAGGCUCUCUUUGAUGCUUUCCUUGAGGAAUCUCUUGAAUUCAUGCGAGCCAACUGCAAGGAGAUUGUGUCGUCCAUCGACAGUAACCUAACCCUGAGUCUGCUCAAGCUUCUAGACUGCUUCUUCACUCCAUUCGUACCUAGAGAGGAUAAAGAUGAUGGUGAUGCACCUCUGCCCCAAGAGAAGUUGGAUCGCAUCGGUGAGUUGAUUGAACCCUGGUUCAUCUUCGCUCUCAUCUGGACUGUGGGAGGAGCCGUUGAUAUGGACGGAAGGACAAAGUUCAAUGGCUUCAUGAGGGAGAAAAUGAAGAAGGAAAACAUCCAGUUACUGAUGCCAGAAGAAGGUUUGGUCUUUGACUACAAACUUGAUGAUGGAGGAAUAAGCAAGCGUCCCUCGAGGGAUGACGAUGAAGAGGAGGAGGAGGGAGCAAAUAAGCAGAUCUGCUGGAAGAACUGGAUGAGUGGUAUUGCUCAGGUUGAAAUAUCGCAUGAGAUGCAGUACUCUGACAUCAUCGUACCAACCAGUGACAGCAUCAGGGGAUCGUAUCUUCUGGAUAUGCUGCUCACCAAUAGAAAACAGGUCAUCUGUGUAGGUGACACGGGUACAGGCAAGACAAUGACCAUCUCUGACAAGCUCCUCAAGUCUAUGCCUGCCAAGUACAUCAGUAACUUCAUCUCCUUCUCUGCUCGCACCAGUGCCAAUCAAACACAGGAUCUCAUUGACAGCAAGCUUGACAAAAGGCGCAAAGGAGUGUUUGGUCCACCUCUUGGCAAGCAUUUCAUCCUGUUUGUGGAUGACCUGAACAUGCCUGGUCUGGAGGUGUAUGGAGCCCAGCCUCCCAUUGAGCUGGUCAGACAGUGGAUGGAUCACAAGGGCUGGUAUGACAGAAAACAGAUUGGUGCCUUCAGGGAGCUUGUGGAUAUCGGAUUCUGUUGCGCCAUGGGCCCACCUGGUGGAGGUCGUAACCCUGUGACAGCCCGUCUGAUGCGUCACUUUAACUACAUCUCCUUCCUCGAGAUGCAAAGGGAGAGCAAGAUCCGCAUCUUUUCCACCAUUCUCAACAGUUGGCUUGCAAGUAACCCCUCCUUGAAAGAGCAUGCCCUCCAGGUGGUGAAUGCAGCCAUUGAUGUGUAUGAGACCAUCAUCACCCAGCUUCUACCAACCCCUGCUAAGAGUCACUACACAUUCAACUUGAGAGAUCUCUCCAAGGUCUUCCAAGGUAUGCUGAUGGCUGACAGUUCUAAGAUUGAGGACGUGAGCCAGCUCCUGCGGCUGUGGCAUCACGAGAACUGCCGCGUCUUCCAGGAUCGUCUGGUCAAUAGCCAGGACAGGGAGUGGUUCUCUGGCUACCUUGAGGAGAAGAUCACCAAGGACUUUGGCUGCAAGAUGGACGAGGUCAACCCCCGACAGCCCAUGCUCUACGGUGACUUCAUGAUCGCCAAUGUUGACAAUAAGGUCUAUGCAGAGGUCACUGAUCAAGAAAAGAUGGUGAACGUGAUGGAAGAGUACCUAGAGGACUAUAACCAAGUCAAUACCGCUGUCAUGAGGCUCGUCCUGUUUGAGGAUGCAACCAAGCAUGUCUGCCGUAUCACUCGUGUCAUCCGUCAGCCCCUUGGCAACGCUCUGCUGCUCGGAGUGGGUGGUAGCGGGAGACAGAGUCUCACAAGACUCGCUGCUCACAUCGCUGAGUACGAUCUCUUCCAGAUUGAGCUGUCUAAGAACUACGGUGUGAAUGAAUGGAGGGAAGAUCUGAAGACAAUCCUUCUCAAGGCUGGUCUGGAGAACAAGGCCAUUGUUUUCCUCUUCAGUGAUACCCAGAUCAAGAAUGAGUCUUUCCUAGAAGACAUCAACAACAUUCUGAACUCUGGGGAUGUCCCCAACCUCUACGGUUUUGAUGAGCUGGACUCCAUCUACAAUGCUAUGAAACCUGUUGUCCUGGAUUCAGGCAUGCAGGCAACCAAGGCUAAUCUCUUCUCGGCCUAUACCAAGAGAGUCAAGUCCAACAUCCAUACUGUGCUCUGUAUGAGUCCCAUUGGUGAGGUCUUCCGAGCCCGUCUGCGUCAGUUCCCAUCCUUGGUCAACUGCUGUACCAUAGAUUGGUUCAGUGAAUGGCCAGAUGAAGCCCUGCUCUCUGUAGCCAGGAACUUCCUCAAUGACAUCCCGGAUCUAGAUGAAGGUCCAGAGAUUGUAGAUGGUCUGGUCAGAAUGUGUGUGGUGGUCCAUCAGUCUGUUGCUACCAAGUCCAUUCAGUUCCUGGCUGAGCUUUCCCGUCAUAACUAUGUGACGCCCACCAGCUAUCUGGAGCUGCUGGGUAUCUACGGCAAGCUGCUGGGGCUCAAGAAGAACGAACUGAAGACGGCCAGGAACCGCACCAAGACUGGUUUGGAUAAGCUCCUGAGGACAGCGGAUGACGUAGCAGCCAUGCAGGAGGAGCUGGAGACCAUGCAGCCUAUGCUAGAGGAGGCAUCCAAGGAGACCUUGGUCACCAUGGAGAGAAUCAAAGUGGAUACCGUGAAAGCUAACGAGACGAUGGAGCUUGUCCAGAAGGAGGAGCAGCAGGCCAUGGCCAAGGCUAAGGACACCCAGGAGAUUGCAGCCGAUGCCCAGAGAGAUCUGGAUGAAGCUCUCCCUGCUCUAGAUGCUGCCUUGGCCUCACUCAAAUCGCUCAACCGUAACGACGUUGUAGAGGUCCGUGCUCUUCAGCGUCCACCCAAUGGUGUGCGUAUGGUGAUCGACGCCGUCUGCAUCAUGAGAGGGGUCAAACCUAAGAAGGUGGCUGGAGAGAAGCCAGGUUCCAAGAUCGAUGACUACUGGGAUGCAGGCAAGGGUCUCCUGCAGGACCCGGGCAAGUUUCUCGAGAGUCUCUUCGGAUAUGACAAGGAUAACAUUCCUGACUCAGUCAUCACCAAGAUCCAGCCAUUCAUUGACAACGAAGAGUUCACUCCUGCAGUCAUUGCUAAGGUCUCCAAGGCCUGUACCUCCCUCUGCCAGUGGACCAGGGCCAUGCACAAGUACCACUUUGUGGCCAAGAACGUGGCACCAAAGAGGGAAAGUCUGCGUCUGGCUCGAGAGGACCUUGAGAAGACCCAGCGCAUCCUGGAUGCCGCCAAGGCUAACCUGAGAGAGGUAGAGGAGGGCAUCGCUACCCUCAAGGCCAAGUAUGAGGACACCGUGGCCAAGAAGGAGGAGCUCGAGAACAAGUGUGAUCUCUGCAAGGCCAGGCUUGUCAGGGCUGACAAGCUCAUCGGUGGUCUAGCUGAUGAGAAGGGUCGAUGGCAAGAGUCUGUUGACUUCUUGGAGAAGGUCAUUAACCAGAUCACAGGAGAUGUGCUGAUAUCGGCUGGCUAUAUAGCAUACCUGGGACCGUUCACAGGUGAAUACCGAGCAUCCCUCUCAGAGGAGUGGCAGUCUAAGUGCGGUGAAUACCAGGUGCCUUGUACGUCCGACCCUGGCUUCAUCCAGGCCUUUGGGGACCCUGUCAAGAUCAGGACGUGGCAGAUUGCUGGUCUCCCCCGUGACAAUCUCUCCAUAGAGAAUGGUGUCAUCAUGCAGUUCUCACGUCGCUGGCCGCUCUUCAUUGACCCCCAAGGUCAAGCCAACAAAUGGAUCAAAGCAAUGGAAAAAGACAAUGGCAUUGAUAUCAUCAAGCUGUCUGAUCGUGACUUCCUGCGCAGUCUGGAGAAUGCUGUCCGCUUUGGCAAACCUUGUCUCCUGGAGAAUGUUGCGGAGGAGUUGGACCCUGCCUUGGAGCCUAUCCUCUUGAGACAGACCUUUAAGCAGCAAGGAAGCACCGUUAUCAAGCUAGGAGAUGCUGUCAUCCCUUACCAUGAAGACUUCAAGUUCUACAUCACCACCAAGCUUCCCAAUCCUCACUACACUCCUGAGGUCUCUACCAAGGUCACACUGGUCAACUUCACCCUGUCACCAAGUGGUCUUGAAGAUCAGCUCCUGGCCCGUGUGGUAGCUGAAGAGAGGCCUGAUCUUGAAGAGGCCAAGAACCAGCUCAUUGUGAGUAAUGCCAAAAUGAAGAGCGAACUGAAGGAGAUUGAGGACAAGAUCCUUGAGCGGCUGAGCUCGUCUGAGGGGAACCCAGUGGACGAUGUGGAUCUCAUCCAGGUGUUGGAGGCAUCCAAGGUCAAGGCCCAGGAGAUCAAGGCUAAAGUGGUUGUUGCUGAGCAGACCGAGCGUGAGAUUGACGAGACCCGAUCUCAGUACAUCCCUGUAGCUGUGAGGACCCAGCUUCUCUUCUUCUGUACCACAGACCUGGCCAGUGUGGAUCCCAUGUACCAGUACUCACUCGGCUGGUUCAUCGGUAUCUUCUUAGCUGGCAUUGCCAAUUCAGAGAGGGCUGACAACCUGCCACAGCGUAUCAUCAACAUCAAUGAAUAUUUCACCUUCAGUCUCUACUCCAACGUGUGUCGUAGCUUGUUUGAGAAGCACAAGCUCAUGUUUGCUUUCCUGCUCUGUGUCAGGAUUCUACAGAAUGAGGGAAAGAUUAACAUGGAUGAGUGGAGGUACCUGUUAUCUGGUGGCCCAAUCAAAGUAGAGCUUCCCAACCCAACACCAGAUUGGCUGUCGGAGAGAGCUUGGAUGGAGAUUCUCUCGCUUAGUGCCCUGGAUACAUUUGUAGAGUUUGCCAAAGACUUUGGAAACCAUUCUGCAGCUUACAAAGCCAUCUUUGACAGUACUGAACCACACAGGGAGCCUUUACCAGGAAAUUGGAACACGGACCUGGACGACUUCCAGAAGAUCCUGGUCCUGAAGUGCAUCCGGGCGGACCGUGUCACCAACGCUAUGCAGGACUACGUGGCCACCAACCUCGGUCAACGCUUCAUCGAGCCGCAGACCGCCGAUCUGGGCGUGGCGUACAAGGAGUCGUCUCCAACCACGCCCCUGGUCUUUGUCCUGUCCGUGGGAACUGACCCGGCUGCCGACCUCUACAAGUUUGCUGAGGAGAUGAGGUUCUCUAAGAAGCUGACCUCUAUCUCUCUGGGUCAAGGACAGGGACCAAGAGCUGAGGCUCUUGCAAGGAGUGCCAUGGAUCGUGGAAAAUGGGUGUUCUUCCAGAACUGCCAUCUGUCACCCUCCUGGAUGCCUGCCCUUGAGAGACUCAUUGAGAACAUUGAUUCUGACAAGGUCCAUCGUGACUUCCGUCUGUGGCUGACCAGUAUGCCCAGCCCCAAGUUUCCAGUAGCCAUCCUUCAGAACAGCUCUAAGAUGACCAUUGAACCUCCUAGAGGUCUCAAGGCUAACCUCCUACAGAGUUACACUAGUCUGAACGAUGACUUCCUCAACUCAUGCAUUGGCAAGACACAUGAGUUCAAGAGUCUACUGCUGUCCCUUUCCCUCUUCCAUGCCAUCGCCCUAGAGAGGCGCAAGUUUGGCCCCCUCGGUUUCAACAUCCCUUAUGAGUUCACCACCGGAGACUUGAGGAUCUGCAUCAGUCAGCUCAAGAUGUUCCUCAUGGAGUACGAGGACCAUGUGCCUUUCAAGGUAUUGAAGUACACCGCUGGUCAUAUCAACUACGGUGGUCGUGUGACAGACGAUCGAGACAGACGUUGCAUCAUGAACAUCUUGGCUGAUUACUACUGUGAUGAUGUUCUGGAGGAAGGCCACAAGUACUCUGAGUCAGGCAUCUACAAUCAAAUCCCAACUAACCACGAUCACAACGGUUACAUGGCCUUCAUCCGAAGCCUCCCCAUCAACGAUACCCCGGAGAUCUUCUCUCUCCAUGACAACGCCAACAUCACCUUCGCUCAGAACGAGACCUUCACCACCCUCACUAACAUCAUGAAGCUCCAGCCCAAGACAGCAUCGGGAGGCGGGAAGUCACGGGAAGAGGUUAUUGAGGAGUCAGCUAUCAGUAUCCUAGCCAAGGUUCCCCAGCCCAUCGACGAUGCCAUGGUGUCCAAGAAACAUCCUGUGAUGUAUGAGGAAUCCAUGAACACUGUACUUAUUCAAGAAGUAAUCAGGUACAACCGGUUGCUGACAACCAUCCAUAGCACCGUGAAGAACCUUCUGAAGGCUCUCAAGGGUCUGGUGGUUCUCUCUCUGGAGCUGGAGACCAUGUCUAACAGUAUCUUUAACAACACUGUCCCAGAAAUGUGGGCUGGCAAGGCGUACCCAUCCCUGAAGCCACUGUCCUCCUGGGUAACCGAUCUGGUGGAGAGGAUGAAGUUUGUCGAGUCCUGGAUCUACGAAGGCAUCCCCAGCGUCUUCUGGAUCUCUGGUUUCUUCUUCCCUCAAGCCUUCCUGACUGGAACCCUGCAGAACUACGCCCGUCGUGCCAUCAUCUCCAUCGAUACCAUUGGAUUUGACUUCCAGGUCAGGAAAGAACCGGCUGAGCAGCUGACCGAACGUCCUGAGAGUGGUUGUUUCAUCCGAGGCCUGUAUCUUGAAGGAGCUCGCUGGGAGUAUGAUUCUCACAUCCUGGCAGAGUCCCGGCCCAAGGAACUCUACACCGACAUGCCUGUCAUGCAGCUCAUCCCGGCAGCCAACCGCAAGGAACCUGAGAGUGGGAUCUAUGUCUGUCCAGUCUACAAGACUCUCACAAGAGCAGGUACCCUCUCAACCACUGGUCAUUCAACCAACUAUGUCAUCGCCGUGGAGGUGCCUACAGACAGGAAACAGAACCACUGGAUUAAGAGGGGUGUGGCUUUAAUCUGUGCUUUGGAUUACUAAGCCAAUAUUAUGAAUACCGUCAUAAAGGACCCUUGAAUACAUCACAUUCAAAUAUGUAGUACUAAGACUCAUAUGCAGAGGAAAUGAAAGUACAGAUGAAACAUAACUACUGGAUUAAGAGGAGUGGGCUUUAAUUUGCACCUAGAUUACUAAGCCAACACUAUCCAGAUUAUCACAUGGGAACUUCAAGCAAACAUUUCAUUUUAAACGACUGAUAUUUAAAAAAAUAGGGCCCAUAUUCAGUUCAAUAUGGGGAUUAAGUCAUUAUUUCAGUUAGCACUUUCCUUGGCUAAGUAAUGUAUCUUGACUCAUAUUCAGAUUACAUUUGAGAAUUUUACUUAAAGCCUCGGUCACAAAUGCCAUUACGAACUGCUACGAACGCCGUACGAACGAUUUUCAGACAAUGGAAAUUCGGAAGACAAUGGAAAAACAUGGAGAUUCGUACAAAAUUAUUGUUCGUACGAACGUUUGUGACCGUAGCAUAAGCUAGCCAACUUUAAGGCAAAAUACUUACUGAUUAGCUUUGUGACCUCACAUGGUCAAUCAAAAAUAAUAUGCAACUAAUGCACGCUAAUACAAUUGUGCGCAGCUUAUAAUGACUGUGUAUGAAAAUCACAGAACUGUCAAUCAAGGCAUCCAAAAUUGAUGGCUUAAGACAGCUGGGGAGCUGUCUUAAACUCAGGGUAAAAUACUUAGCCAAAAGCUUCAACUGAAUACCAAAGUUGGCUAAACAUUUUACCGAAGCCGGAAAGUGAGUUAAAUACUAAUAUUUUCUGAGAUAAGUAUUGAAUUAAAUACCUGGUCAGGUUUUUACAAGAAUAUAAAUGGAACAACACCUAAGAGAUAGUCGUAAGGAUUCUGACUUCUUCAUGCUUGAGCCCAAACUAUCAAGUUUGACACUUUUUAAAGGAAUUGGAAUUCAUUACACUGAGAUUGUAGACGAGGGACCGAAUUUCCAGAGAAAAUAUUCAUGCCAGGUUUACUGCUAAAGCUGUGCUGAGGUGUCUUAUUGAUAAAUCACAUGCAUUUGAAUAUUCAAAGAAUUCCCAAUUUGUUAUGGUUUAUAAGUUGAGUGUAGAUAAGAACUUGAUGUGCUUGCUCAGACAUUUUUUGCAUUGUUUUAUCUUGGGAUUUGUGUGUAAUGCUUGAUUGUAAAUAUGAUGUUUCAUUGAGCCCCACACUCACCAAGAAGUGUACCUUAUAGAGGUGUUGUGGUCUAGCGGAUACGUCACUGCAUUUGUGCAUCACAUGGUUCGCAGUUCAAGUCCUGCCACAGCACUAAUGUCCUUAGGCAAGACAUUUCCCUACAUUUUCCACUCUCCACCCAGGUGUAGUAAAUGGGUACCUGGUAGGAAUGUAUUCCUUGAAUGCUAAAGCCAGGGUGAUAAUACUACUUUGUAGUUUGAAGGUGCCUUGAGCAUCCCCUGGGAUGGUGCAGAAAAUAAAUGUAGCUAUUACUAUUAUUGUUAUAAUAUGUUUGUAUUUCCCUUUAUCACCUUGUGUCCAAUACUCUGGGAAUACAAUGAAUUUUUUGACCAAAGAGAGAAAUAUUAUUGAUGUAUAUUUAAUUUCCACUCUUAUUGUUAGUCAACUGAAUAUCACUACUUCCGUUUAACCAUGCAAACUGUUUACAUGUAACUCGCUGUGUAUGACAAUUGACAAUGCACUGAAGUGGUACCGACUUUUUCGAUUUUUAACCAUUCAACUGCCUAGUAUUGAGGCUAAAUCAAAUAAUUAGUUUAAGCAUUUCAGACAUGUAUUCACCAUACCUGAAUUAAUGUAUGUAAAUAUCAAUCUAUAUUUGUAUGUAUAUAUAUUGUAAGUAAAUAAACAAAAGAUGAAAGUUUUAUUAUGUAAAUAAUACUAUGUUUUGUAUUUAUAUGCAUUAUUCUAUCAAAAAUAAAUAUCUAUGGGGAUUUCAGGUUGUCCAGAAAAUGCUAAAGGAGUUAGUUCACAAGAAACAUUUCCGUCCACAUAAAAACAUAAACAUUAUUAUAGCACAUCUGUUUGUAUGAUGUGUGUGGCUGUUUUCCCCUGUUAAAAUUAUUAAAACAAAAGUAUGCUUUUUCAUGAAUUUGUAUGUGAAAUGAAUAAAUAAAUGAUUAAAUUCAUUCCUCGAAACAAACAUCUAAA
Messenger RNA from Strongylocentrotus purpuratus (purple sea urchin), 14933 nucleotides. Its product is annotated as dynein heavy chain 1, axonemal. Gene Ontology annotation, molecular function: ATP binding; minus-end-directed microtubule motor activity; dynein intermediate chain binding. The coding region runs from base 177 to 12800 and encodes 4207 amino acids. Gene Ontology annotation, biological process: microtubule-based movement. The record is from RefSeq and is a predicted model, not a curated record. NCBI's taxonomy places the organism in Eukaryota, Metazoa, Echinodermata, Echinoidea, Camarodonta, Strongylocentrotidae. The transcript has 75 exons. Gene Ontology annotation, cellular component: dynein complex.